Molecule: messenger RNA, 529 nt
Organism: Chara braunii
Lineage: Eukaryota; Viridiplantae; Streptophyta; Charophyceae; Charales; Characeae
Source: the annotation of a GenBank genome assembly
UGUUGCUUACACACACACACACCCACACACGCACACACACACACACACACACACACACACACACACACACACACACACACACACACACACACACACACACAAUCGAGACGCCGCAACGAUGGACGAGGAGGAACAGGAAGAGGAGGAUGACAACAACGAAGAAGAAGAGGAGGAGAAUAACGGCGGUGAUGGAGGAGGAGGAGGAGGAGGUGGAGGAGGAGCACGAGGAAGAAGAGGAGGAGGAGGAGGGGGGGAGCAGAAGGAAGUGGACGGAAAGGAGGAGGAGGAGGAGGAAGAGAUAGAGGAAAAGGAGGAGGAGGAGGAGGAAGAAGACGGAAAGGAGGAGGAGGAGGAGAGAGAUGAGAAAGACGGAGGAGGAGGAAGGAGGAUGGUACGCACCUGCAUGGGGGUUCGAACACGUGUCGGGUCGUGGCCGUUGGCGCACAAUUUUGACAACGUCCAACUCCCACAACAUGCCUAAAUCGCGCGGGGGCAGACGGUGGUCGGGGGCGCAGUUCAAAUUCAAAUU